UUGAGCGCCAGUUUCAGGAACCGCUCUGGCAAAGGAGCAACCGGCUCAGUGCGAGUCUCCGGGAAGCUGCCUUGCACCGGCCACAAGCUCCGGGGGGGAAAAUGACCUUCGCCUUAUUCUACCUAAUCGGAUUGCUUGUCUGCGGCGGGGAAGCUGUGCUUCAAGUGACUAUUUCUCUGGGCAAAGUGGAACUCAGUGUGGGUGAGUCCAAGUUUUUCACCUGUACAGUAAUUGGCGAGCCUGUCAGUAUAGAAUGGUACAGGCCUGAUGGACAAAAAAUCAUCUCCAGUGAAAGGGUUGUGGUACAGACAGAGGGGAUAAGAUCAAGGCUCACUAUCUACAAUGCCAAUGAGGAGGAUGCUGGGAUCUACCAGUGUCAGGUGACAGAUGUCAAUGGAAAGUCUCAGGAAGCUACAAUCCUGGUGGAAAUUUACAAAAAGCUGACCUUUCAUGAAAUCAAGUCUCCCCAGGAGUUCAGAGAAGGAGAGGAUGCUGUGGUGAUAUGUGAAGUAAACAGCUCUCCCGCACCCAUAGUAACCUGGCUGCACAAUAAUAGAGAUAUCAGCACUGAGCCAAGUGACAAGUUUAUAAUGAUCGAUAACAACAGCUUGAAGAUCCGUCGCAUUAGCAAGAAGAACGAAGGCAUUUACCGGUGCGAGGGGAGAGUGGAGGCCCGGGGAGAAAUUGAUUUUCGAGACAUCGCUGUUAUUGUGAAUGUUCCUCCCAUAAUUCAUGUGCCCAAGAGCUCAGCAAAAGCUAUAGCAGAUCGCCAGGAGUCUGUGACAUUGACGUGUACUGCGACUGGCUCUCCAGAGCCCAACAUCACCUGGUACAGAGACGGGAUACUCAUUGAAGACAAUGAUAAGUAUGGGUUGAAGAGAAGCACGGAGCUGACGAUAAGAAACAUUGCCCGGGAAGACACUGGGGCUUACAUCUGCAGGGCAACAAAUAAAGCAGGAACUGUGGAAGAACAGUUGUCAGUAAAAGUCUUCGUUCCACCACACAUAACACUGCUGAAGAAUGGGACUGCAACUGAGAAUGGCCAUGUAGUCAUCACCUGUGAUGCAGAUGGAGAUCCUACACCAACCAUCUUUUGGAGUAGGUUUGACAACGGAAGCAGUGUUCUGGAGGAAGAGAAGAUUCUAGGUGGGAGGUUUGAAGUGCGCAGGCAGAAGGGGACAUCCUCGUUGCACAUUAAGAAUAUCAAGCCAAGUGACUCAGGAGCAUAUGAUUGUGAAGCUGUGAGUCCAAUUGGAGGAGACAAGAAGACCAUGCAUUUGGAUAUUCAGUACGCUCCCAAGUUUCUGUCAACUCAAGUGACCUAUUACUCAUGGGAAGGGAAUUCAGUCAACAUCAGCUGUGAUGUCACAGCCAACCCUCAGGCUUCCAUCCACUGGAAGAAAGAAGGUGUUGUCCUCUCUGAUAUCAAUAAAUCUGACGUCAGUAUUUACAAGAAAGGCACCAAGAUCCUUCUGGAGAUUACUCCAGCUGUGGACAGCGACUUUGGCAGCUACAACUGCACGGCCAGUAACCGAAUAGGAACCAGGUCUCAGGAGUUUACCCUCGUUCAAGCUGCUGUUCCCUCCCGUCCAUAUGGGUUGAGAGUCCUGGCUGUAUCACAGACAAUUGCAAGAAUCUCCUUCACCAAGCCUGAUUCUCACGGCGGUGUCCCAAUUCAUCACUACCAAGUGGAAGUCAACGAAGCAGAUUCAGGAGAUUGGAAAACAGUGAAUUCCAAUGGGAGUCAAACAUUCUUUGAUGUAAUUUCAAGAAUGCUAAACGACUGUUAG
Rhincodon typus (whale shark) is the source of this 1790-nucleotide messenger RNA. It is a transcript of the gene ncam2b, whose product is annotated as neural cell adhesion molecule 2. The record is from RefSeq and is a predicted model, not a curated record. Gene Ontology annotation, molecular function: protein binding. Gene Ontology annotation, biological process: cell adhesion. Lineage: Eukaryota; Metazoa; Chordata; Chondrichthyes; Orectolobiformes; Rhincodontidae. Bases 102 to 1790 code for a protein of 562 amino acids. The transcript is spliced from 13 exons. Gene Ontology annotation, cellular component: membrane.